This is a messenger RNA of Phytophthora sojae, 447 nucleotides long. RefSeq lists its product as hypothetical. The record is from RefSeq and is a predicted model, not a curated record. The coding region runs from base 1 to 447 and encodes 148 amino acids. Lineage: Eukaryota; Oomycota; Peronosporomycetes; Peronosporales; Peronosporaceae. The transcript has 3 exons.
AUGCCGCCGGCGCUCGAGGCCAAGGACGGAGGUGUUGAUGCCACGCGGGGCCCCGAGUGUGUGGACAAGGUCUGGGACGAACAGGUGGACGGCGCGUGGGCCCCCGGCAAGGCGCCCGUGAGUCUGCUGACGACGUUCCUCAAGUGCGUCCAGGAGCGAGAUAGUGUCGAGGCGGAGCGUGCAGCACGAGAGAUUCUGGAGGUGGAGCCCAACAACCGCCUCGUGCAGGAUCUGCUGGACGCCAUGAAGCAGCACGACGCAAUGGAAGCUGCUGCUGAGGCGGAGGAAGGUAGCUCGGGUGACGAGGAGGACGAGGAGGAUAGCUCAGAAGACGAUGACGACGAUGACGACGACGAGGAUAGUUCAGAAGAUGACGAGGAGGAUCAGCCUGACACCAACGAAGCUAAACCGCACGAUGCUGACGCAAAGAACAACGACGGAGAGUAA